CAGACAACCAUGAAGAGAGAGAAAACAAGAAUCCAAUUCCCACGAUAAAUGACUUCUUAUGCUGGUGGUGAAGAAGUCGCCGGAAAGAUGAAACAACUCUGCCGGAGAGUAGUUCGUGUUAACAUCCGGUGGAAAGUCAUCGAAAGAUUCUCUAUUUUCCGGCAAUUCUUCAGAUUUAUUUGGGACAGAAUUCUUGUUUGUUCCACCGCCGGGGGAAGACAGGGUCAUAAAUAUCGACGUCUUUCUAGCCGACCCACUUCUUCUCUUUCCGGCGAGAAUCUGGAACCACCGGAUAACUGGUCGCCGAUGACGACGACGACGGCCGGCGGCGGUGGUAGUAGUGGGUACGACUCGGAUUCUGAUUUGGUCUCCUUGAAAAUUAGUGUUUUGGGUGAUUGUCAAAUUGGAAAGACAAGCUUUGUGAUCAAAUAUGUGGGUGAUGAUCCAAACAAGAUCAUAGGGUUGGAUAUGAAAGGGUUAAAUUUGAUGGACAAAACAUUAUUUGUCCAAGGAGCAAGAAUUGCAUUCAGAAUAUGGGAUGUUGGAGGUGACAGCAUGUCAUGGGAUCAGGUGCCUAUGGCUUGCAAGGAUGCAGUGGCAAUCUUGUUUAUGUUUGAUCUUACAAGUCGGUGUACUCUUAAUAGUGUUAUUGGUUGGUAUACCCAAGCAAGAAAAUGGAAUCAGGCAGCAAUUCCAAUAUUAAUUGGGACUAAGUUUGAUGAUUUCGUCCAACUUCCACCGGAUUUGCAAACGACAAUAAUUAUACAGGCAAGGGCAUAUGCAAGAAUGAUGAACGCGAGUCUUUUCUUUUCGAGUUCAACACAUAAUAUCAACGUGAGCAAGAUCUUCAAAUUCAUAACUGCCAAGCUUUUUAACCUUUCUUGGACUAUUGAUAGGAACUUGAAUCCAGGAGAACCUAUCAUUGAUCAUUGCUAGAUUAUCAUGUACAGAUCAGCUAGAAUAUCAUAGAUAAUGAUCGAUGAUUCAGUUUUUAUUUUAUUACAAUAAAAAAGAGGAAAAUAUGUUAAA
Messenger RNA from Impatiens glandulifera, 1029 nucleotides. Its product is annotated as septum-promoting GTP-binding protein 1-like. Gene Ontology annotation, molecular function: GTPase activity; GTP binding. The coding region runs from base 49 to 936 and encodes 295 amino acids. The transcript has 6 exons. The record is from RefSeq and is a predicted model, not a curated record. Lineage: Eukaryota; Viridiplantae; Streptophyta; Magnoliopsida; Ericales; Balsaminaceae.